CUUUGUCUCAAAAAAAAAAAAAAGCAGCCGUGCUCUCUCGAAAAAAAAUCCCCAAUCUCCGUUAACCGGCUCUAACCCUAGACACAGAGCGCCCGUGCGCUGCCGCUGCGGCGAGGGAGGAGCCUCUGCCGGCGAAGCGGGGCCUCGCGACUCGCGGGCUCCAGUGAGGCGACGCGAGGCGGCCUUCGGUGGCGAAGGAUUCGGUACCUAGGUCUCCUUGGGAGCCCAGAUUUUGCUACUAUGGCUUCUGAGAAAAUCAAACCAAAGAAGCAAAGAAAUGAGGAAUGCAUUAUAAACAGUCUCCCAGAAGACCUCAUUGAGCGGAUAUUUUUGAGGCUUCCAGUGAGCACUUUGUUGAGGUGCGUCAGUGUCUGCAAGCACUGGCACAACUCCAUCCGUGAUCCACAGUUUGUCGUAUCACACCUUCAGUGUGCGCCCUGAGAUGUCCUUCUGUUCUUCCAGCAAGAGUCGGUCUCAGGCGAGCCCUACCCUAGUGAUGCUAUCCUAAUUGACGAAGCCUGGUCGCCAUCGACAUGUGCGGUGCCAGUGAUUGGGCCUGAUGAUUUCCUUUUUGGUUCAUGCAAUGGACUCCUUGGCUUAUACACAAAGACAUCAACUAUCAAGCUUUGGAUAUCAUCCCGUGACAAAAGAAUACAAGAUUACACACUUCCUUGGUGAUUGUGUUGAUGGUCGCCCCCAUAAUAAAGACAGGUUCAGCACCAUUCAAGUUUACACUCUUGGUGAUGAGAAAUGGAAAGAUAUCCGAACCCCAGAAGCUCUUAGCUUGAUCAUUGUGAGAAACUCUGGAGUUGUCAAUGUUGAUGGCAAAAUGUAUUGGUUAACUGAAGACAUGUUAGCUAGCUGGCAGCAUGCAGUUAUGUCCUUUGAUCUCAGGGAAGAAAGUUUUGCGAAGAUACAACUGCCGGCAGAACGUGAAGAUCAUGAUCGUUAUGGUCCUCGUAAGUUCUGGAUCAGAGAUAUAGAUGGGAAAAUAUGUAUAGUAACUGCUCAAACAAGUCGUUAUGAUCCCAGAGCUCUUCUUGGUGAGUUGCAGAUAUGGACACUUGACAACACGGUAGAGCAACAAAGGUGGAGUCAGAAGUACAAUAUUAAGCACACACCAAAUUAUAUUCCAGGGCCACAUUUUGUCCACAGGGAUAGGAUCCUCGCACAACUUUGCAGCAAUAAUGUAUGUUCGUGUGAGUUGUUUGGUGAGAACUUUGAUGUUAACCAGAGUAAGUGGGUACACCUGUUAGAUUUCAGUCCCCGCAAGCCGUACAACAUGCAAUCCUACAUUUGUGUGAAGUCACUUGUACGUUUAGAUGUCUACAAGAAGGCAGGCAUUGUACGUAGACCAAAACAGCGGGAAGGCUGGGAAUUGAAGAAGUGGGAGACAUGGAAGUGUAUGCUUGGCAAGGAUGCGGAUAUGCGGAGCCAGAUCCACAAAUUUGAGCAUGACUUACUUACGUUUUUUGACACUACACUAGUGCCAAAAAACGUCUUACAUUAUGGGACGGAGGGAGUAUUUUGUAGGAACUCGCAGAAACAUCGAGUAAAAUGUGCAAGUUUUUGCAGAAUAAGCAAUAUAACAUUGCAGAACAUGUACUCACGGAACUCAAUCAGGUGUUGCAGCGCAAACCAGAUAAUCCAGAUCAGCCAUUGUCCAUCCGGAGGCUUAAUUGGGUGGGGAGCAGAAUUGGGAGCAGCAGAAGUUAAUGGCUCGUUUAAGUAAGAUAAAACACAUGAUUAAGGUCGUGAAGCAGGCAAUGGAUAACAUCUCUGGUAUUACAAUGUUGGAUCAGGGUACAUCAGCUGCUGGCGUUUCUUCCAGUGACGGUUAUGACAAGAAGGAAGAGAGCCUCUAGCAUUAAGCUUAGCUUUCUGGGGCACUUCGUUUCGUCUCGAGUGAUUCUGCAACUUGUACAAGGAGACUCCUCAUCCCUUGGAUUGGAUGGCCUCUUUUGCUCCAUCAGUUGCUUGUCAUUAUACAUUGCACUUUCAGGUUUCUAGUUUCUACAAUAUGUCCAGCGCACAAUGCUGCUUGGCCCAAGAAAUCCGACAGCAACACGGCCCUUGCCUUAAGCAGAAACAAUGGUGUGAUUUUCUGAACAGAUUUUAAGCAGUCUGCCAUGUUUUAAAUACUUGAAAUGCAUUACCAGACUUCAUGCUGGUUUUAUGUGCUGCUGUUGUCUUAGAGCA
This is a messenger RNA of Triticum aestivum (bread wheat), 2199 nucleotides long. RefSeq lists its product as uncharacterized. The transcript is spliced from 7 exons. The coding region runs from base 560 to 1732 and encodes 390 amino acids. Lineage: Eukaryota; Viridiplantae; Streptophyta; Magnoliopsida; Poales; Poaceae. The record is from RefSeq and is a predicted model, not a curated record.